Messenger RNA from Tricharina praecox, 441 nucleotides. RefSeq lists its product as uncharacterized. The transcript has a single exon. Bases 190 to 402 code for a protein of 70 amino acids. The record is from RefSeq and is a predicted model, not a curated record. Lineage: Eukaryota; Fungi; Ascomycota; Pezizomycetes; Pezizales; Pyronemataceae.
GCUCUUUUCUCUCUCGCUCUGCUCUCGCCACAUGCAACCGAGUACGGUAGUAUCUGUGGCAAUGGUUGGGGGGAGGGGGGAUUGAAGCGGAAUCGUCAUCUGUCUCCACUUGUGGUUGCACUGUGAUGGCGGCCCCCAACUGUCUAGUUACCGACCACCGACCACCGCUACCAUCUGCUGGUGGUCACGAUGAUCCUCCUCCUCCGUCUUCUUCUCCUUCUCUGGAGGGUUCUUCUCGAUGGAACCGUUGCCGUGGUAGCCAGUUACCCACCUUCAUACUCUGGCCGACCUAAUUUCGAGACAUACCCCACCUGCACUAGUCCUGGGCCCGGGAACAGUUUAGCUGAUGCAGCGAUGGCUCGCAAUCGGGAUCGCUUGGUGAAUCCGGACAGGCAUCGGUAAAAUCGUCAGUUCCCCCUUUCUGUGAAGAGUUAGCAUGGG